Messenger RNA from Rhea pennata, 14198 nucleotides. RefSeq names its product TUB like protein 4 (gene TULP4). The record is from RefSeq and is a predicted model, not a curated record. The transcript has 15 exons. The coding region runs from base 2121 to 6827 and encodes 1568 amino acids. Lineage: Eukaryota; Metazoa; Chordata; Aves; Rheiformes; Rheidae. Gene Ontology annotation, molecular function: protein binding.
GGGCGGGGGAGCGGCAGGAGGCGGCGGCGGCGGCAGCAGCAGCAGCAGCCCGGGGACAGCGGGUGGCCGCUGCCCGCCCGCCGCGCCGCGAGUUGGAAGAAUCCAAGGAUUUCAAGCUUGGAAUGACGGGCAUCUUACAAGAUCUCUACAGCUAAGCUGAAAAGGCAGAUGCAGCUCUUUGUAUCAGAUUGAGUGAACUUGUGUGUGUACUGUGUGUACAUGAAUAUACACACAUUUCUGUCAUCACAAAGACUUACUCUUGUAUAUUUCUGAGAGCUUUGCAAUUGAUGAAAAUUAAUUUAAGAACCAGAUGGAGCACCUUCACAGCGCAGGAAUCAGUAAGUCAUGGAAGGACACCUGCCACUAGUGUUCAACUUUCCACAUGGUAUUCACGGGUGAAAAAGGUGUGCAAGAAGAGGAAGAAAAAACACCCUCUACACAGAAAAAAACUAAUAAAUACCUCCCCAGUCUAAAUCAGUAACUAUAAGGGAAACGAGAGAAGACAGACCGACAGACAGACUUUGUUAUUGCAGAGGAAUAAUGAAUGAUCUUUGGCACAUUUUCCAUUGGGCUCAAUAGAUUGUGACUGAACUAAUAAACCGUAACCAUAUGUUGAGUAGUGAUGACUGGAAGUAAGUAAGUUCAGGAACUAUGGGACAAGUCUGGGCAUUGAACUGAACAAACCUCGUCAUUCUUCUCGAGUUAGCCAGGUCAUCAAACUUGCAUAUUCUUUCUCCCUCUCCUUUUUCUUCUUUUCACUUACUGUGGUAUAAAUACUAAUUAAUUGAGCUCAUAAAUGUUAUUCAAAUAAAACGAUUGGAAUACUUCAUAUGUUUCCUUCUUGUACAGCUGCAAAUGUUGUGUCUGGAACUAUGAAUCUGUGCUGUAGACAAGCAUCAAGAAGGAAAGAUCCACUCAAACAAGCAAGGAAAAUAUCUAGAGAAAUAGUGAAACCUGGAAGUCAGAUUUUUAAUGCUGCUUCUCUUUCUUUUUUAAAUGAUUAUAUUUCUUCCUUACGUGAAUUUUAGAAGAUUCAGAAAGAUUGCUUACUUGAUGUGCUUUAAUUCUGGCAUUUGUUUUUACAGUAAGAUGAAAAAUCUGUGAUUCUUUGUAGCAGGAAAAAAAAAGGGAAAAGUAAAAGAAAACCAUCUUGUCAUUUAGCCUGUUUUGGAAGAGACAGAACUUCAUGGUUCACCUGAGGCAAACUUACCAGCUUUAAAAGCUAAAAGCUUUAGAGCAUUUUUGAUUCUGCUAAAUGAAGAGGGGGUUUCUUUUUCAUUUGUGUAUGGCAGCAAAAAGUGGGAAAGCAGGCAAGAUAGCGUGAUAAACAGUUCAGGCUGUGUUGGGUCUCUGGUGGAAAAAAAGUGCUGCAAUGAAAAUUGGAUUGGCUUUGGAUUGCAAAAGCUGUUGAGUCCAACGAGUGGUUCAGUACCAAGAGGCCAUCUGGUCUGGCACACCAGUGCCUGCACAAGUUCGGGUCUGUUUCGCACGGUUUGUGUGCCUUUUUUUUCCCUUUAUGCAAUCUCUUUCAGCUUUAGCAGCAGAAAUACAUCGAAUGGAAAAGAUAUGCCAGAGGGCGGCUUGGAAAAGAUGAAUGUCAUAUAUAUACAUAUAUAUGUAUGUGCGUGUGUAUAAAUUUCUGCAACUGAACUUUUGAAGAAAAUCUGACUGGAGGAAAUUUUAAAAGCCUUAAGUUACUUGAAACCUACACAUUUGCAACUCUUUGUCUCUGGAAUUGCAUUACGCUAAACUGGAAUCUCAGGCUGUAUAAAGAUUAUAUCAAGUUGAGCAAAAAGAUGACUUAACUAUUUCUUGAGCGCCUCUUAUGAAGUAGCUGUUUCUCCAAAGGAUAAGUGCACCCUCAUUCUAUGGACUCAAAAACAAAAAUGAACCUGAAUUUUUUUUUUGAAGUGUUACUUUUUCUUAGCCAACUGCCAUCAUCUUUUAUAGAGGAAUUUUUCACUAUGCAUUUGGUGGAUAUUUAUAAACACUGACCCCAUCCUCCUCCCUUUCAAUGAUCUAUCCCAGGUCAGUCUUAUCAAUAAAAAAAAAAAUUGAUUUAAAUUUUGUGCACUAGACAUAUUACUUUCUUAUGUCAAAAAAUAAAAUACUUAAAAAGCAUGUAUGCAGCAGUGGAACAUGGGCCUGUUCUUUGCAGCGAUUCCAACAUACUCUGCCUCUCCUGGAAAGGGAGAGUCCCCAAAAGCGAGAAGGAGAAACCGGUGUGCAGGAGGCGAUACUAUGAGGAAGGCUGGUUGGCAACAGGCAACGGCAGAGGAGUUGUAGGCGUCACUUUUACUUCCAGCCAUUGCAGGAGAGACCGGAACACCCCUCAGAGAAUCAACUUCAAUUUGAGGGGCCACAACAGUGAGGUUGUGCUGGUGAGAUGGAAUGAACCAUUUCAGAAACUAGCAACCUGUGAUGCAGAUGGAGGAAUAUUUGUUUGGAUACAAUAUGAAGGCAGAUGGUCUGUGGAGCUUGUAAACGAUCGUGGAGCACAGGUGAGCGACUUUACGUGGAGCCAUGAUGGGACUCAAGCACUUAUCUCCUAUAGAGAUGGAUUUGUGCUGGUUGGUUCAGUUAGUGGACAAAGACACUGGUCUUCAGAAAUAAACCUGGAGAGUCAGAUCACCUGUGGUAUAUGGACUCCAGAUGACCAACAGGUACUGUUUGGCACUGCUGAUGGUCAGGUUAUUGUCAUGGACUGCCAUGGCCGAAUGCUGGCCCACGUUCUCCUUCACGAGUCAGAUGGUAUCCUCAGCAUGUCUUGGAACUACCCCAGCUUCCUGGUGGAGGACAGCAGUGAGAGCGACACAGACUCCGAUGACUAUUCACCUCCGCAAGAUGGACCAGCUGCAUAUCCAGUCCCGGUGCAGAAUACCAAACCACUACUUACUGUCAGCUUCACGUCAGGAGACAUUAGUUUAAUGAACAAUUAUGAUGACUUAUCUCCUACUAUCAUCCGCUCAGGGUUGAAAGAUGUGGUGGUACAGUGGUGUACACAGGGAGAUUUACUUGCGGUAGCAGGCAUGGAAAGGCAAAGUCAGCUAGCUGAUCUUGGCAACAGUUCCAUGUUGAAAAGUGCACUUGUCAAGUUCUACAACGUGCGGGGGGAACAUAUCUACACUCUGGAGACACCUGUUCAGCGUCCUAUCAUCUCAAUCUGUUGGGGUCACAGGGACUCACGCCUGCUGAUGGCUUCUGGACCUGCACUGUAUGUUGUCAGAGUAGAGCACAGGGUCUCCAGUCUGCAGCUUCUGUGCCAGCAGACUAUCGCUAGCUGUCUGCGGGAUGACAAGGAUAUCAGCAAACUGACCCUGCCUCCUCGGCUGUGCUCAUACCUCACCACUGCCUUUAUACCAACAAUCAAGCCUCCUAUCCCAGACCCAAACAAUAUGAGAGAUUUUGUCAGCUACCCAACAGCUGGCAACGAACGGCUUCACUGCACUAUGAAGCGGACGGAGGAUGAUCCGGAGGUCGGCGGUCCAUGUUAUACGCUGUACUUGGAAUACCUUGGGGGGUUGGUGCCUAUCCUGAAAGGACGUCGUAUCAGCAAGUUGCGGCCAGAGUUUGUCAUUAUGGAUCCUAAAACAGAUGGAAAAGCAGAUGAAAUCUAUGGAAACAGCUUGAUUUCCACUGUGAUUGACAGCUGCAACUGCUCUGACUCCAGCGAUAUCGAACUGAGUGAUGACUGGGCAGCAAAGAAAUCUCCCAAAAUCAGCCGAGCUAGCAAAUCACCAAAACUCCCCAGAAUCAAUAUAGAAGCUCGCAAAUCUCCAAAGAUGUCACGAGCUGCACAGGAGAUAUCAAGAUCUCCAAGGUUACCAAUAAGGAAACCUUCUAUUGGUUCACCAAGCCUAACCCGAAGAGAGUUUCCUUUAGAAGAUAUUACUCAGCAAAACUACCUUGCUCAGGUCACUUCUAACAUCUGGGGAACCAAAUUUAAAAUUGUGGGUUUGGCUGCUUUCCUACCAACUAACCUUGGUGCAGUAAUAUAUAAAACCAGUUUGCUGCAUCUUCAGCCCAGGCAGAUGACAAUAUAUCUCCCAGAAGUGCGGAAGAUUUCAAUGGACUACAUUAACUUACCUGUCUUUAAUCCAAAUGUUUUCAGUGAAGAUGAAGAUGAUUUACCAGUGCCCGGCGCGCCCGGCGUCCCCGAGAGCAGCCCGCCGUGCACGGUGAACAUCCCCAUCGCCCCCAUCCACAGCUCGGCCCAGGCCAUGUCCCCCACGCAGAGCAUCGGCCUGGUCCAGUCGCUGCUGGCCAAUCAGAACGUGCAGCUGGACGUGCUGGCCAAUCCGCCGGCGGAGGUGGGGGGCGAGGGGGCGGGGCCCUUCGCCGCCCCCGCGCCCGGCCGCUUCCCCAGCCCGGGGCAGGUGAUCUUCGGGGGCGUCGAGGUGGGCCGCGCCGCCCCGGGGCCCCCGCCGCCGCUCGCCCUGCCGCCCCCGGCGCCCGCCGACCAUCGGGACCGCGGCGACCACGAGCACCUGCCCAAGGGCAAGCCGCCGCGCCCGGCGCAGCCGCUGGUGGAAGGGGACGCGGUGGCGUUCGGCGAGGCGCAGCUCACCAAGAUGAACCCGCCCCCGCCCUACCCCGGCACCAUCCCCGCGGCGCUGACGGCAGCCCCGCCGCCGCCGCCGGCCGGCCCCCCGCAGCCGCCCGUGGACCUCUGCCUGAAAAAGGGAGAGUUUUCCCUUUACCCGGCCGGACACUAUCAGACGCCGCUUGGGUACGAGCGCAUCACCACCUUCGACAGCAGCGGGAACGUGGAGGAGGUGUGCCGGCCUCGCACCAGGAUGCUCUGCGCUCAGAACACCUACACCCUGCCGGGGCCCGGCAGCUCGGCCACGCUGCGGAUUACAGCCACCGAGAAGAAGAUUCAGCAGGCCUGUUCGAGCGCAACCCUGAACAGGCUCACCGUCCCUCGCUACUCCAUCCCGACUGGGGAUCCGCCACCUUACCCCGAAAUAGCCAGCCAGCUGUCGCAGGGCCGGAGCAUCAUGCAAAGGCUGGACAGCACUAUUAUUCAUGCUACUCUGCGGAGGAACAGCAGAGAGGCAGCUCUGAAAAUGGCUCAGCUGGUUGACAGUCAACGAGCCACUUUGCAGCUUCCCCCAAAAGCCAAGAGCAAUGUUGUAACAGCGCAGUACCAGCAGAGAGCACCCACAGCUUUGUACACCUGCAGCCAGUGCAGCAGCAGUAGCAGCAGUGGCAAUGGCAGCAACAACGCAAGCACCGGUGGUUUGGGGAAUAUAGCUAAUGCCAAUGCCUGUAGCAGCACUUCCAGUAUUAGUGGUCUGAGACCUGACCUAAGCACGGGGAAUAGUUCCCAGCACAGCUCUGUCAUUGCUCACUCUGUCAGUACUUCGCCUCUGGCCUCCCAAUCUUCCUACAGCUUGCUGAGCCCACCUGACAAUUCCCGCGACCGGGCAGAUUAUAUCAACUCUGCCUUCACAGAGGAUGAGGCCCUUUCUCAGCACUGCCCAGUGGAGAAAUCAAUACGGCAUGUCCCAAUGACCUUGACAGAGGGUGCCAUUGGUGUAAAACGGCCACCACCAUACCAGUGGGACCCCAUGGUGAGCGAAGAGAUAUGGGUUCCUCAGGAAAGGACAUCUCAGAACUCAGUGCCCAACCCUCUAAAACCUACUCCUCUUAUCAUUAGUCAGACUCAGCAUUUGGAUAUGUCUCGAGUGCCAUUCGUUUCCCCUAAGUCUCCAACCAGUCCCACUGCCACGUUCCAAACAAGUUAUGGGGUUGGAGUAUCUUAUCCGGGAAGCUACAAUGCCCCCCCCCUUCAGGGAAUGCAGCCCCCUUGCUCCCCCAAAGAAGCUCUGGCACCAACACAGUUUGCACAGCAGGAGCCAACAGUAGUGCUUCAGCCAGGUUAUCCAUCCAACCUCUCCUAUUGCCCUUUGCCACCCAUGUAUCCAGGAAGUAGCACUUGCUCUAGUUUACAGCUGCCACCGAUAGCAUUGCACCCGUGGAGCUCCUACAAUGCAUGCCCACCUGUACCUAAUCCCCAAGGCGCUUUGCCCCCAAAGCCUCUCCUUGUGGUGGAGAAGCCAGUUUUGUCUCCCCCACCAGCAGAGCUUCAGGGUCACGUGGGCACAGAGGUAAUGGUGGAAACAGCAGACACCUUUCAGGAGGUGCUCUCCUUAACAGAAAGCCCUGUUCCUCAAAGGACGGACAAAUUUGGCAAGAAGAAUCGGAAGCGUCUGGAUAGCCGAGCUGAGGAAGGAAAUGUACAAGCUAUCACUGAGGGUAAGGUCAAAAAGGAGGCAAGGACGCUAACUGACUUCAAUUCACUAAUAUCCAGUCCUAGGCUGGGGAGGGAGAAGAAGAAAGUCAAGAGCCAGAAAGACCAGCUGAAGUCCAAGAAGCUAAACAAGACAAAUGAGUUUCAAGAUAGUUCAGAGAGUGAGCCAGAGCUUUUUAUUAGUGGGGAUGAACUGAUGAACCAGAGUCAGGGCAGCAAAAAGGGAUGGAAAACCAAAAGAAAUUUGAGGACAGCCAGCGAGCUGGAUGAGUUCAAGUGCCGGAAGGCCAAUGAAAAGGAGGACGGACGACUGGGGAGCCAGGGCUUCGUGUAUGUGAUGGCCAACAAGCAACCUUUGUGGAACGAGGCAACGCAAGUGUAUCAGCUGGACUUUGGAGGGCGAGUGACCCAGGAGUCUGCAAAAAACUUCCAAAUUGAGCUGGAAGGACGACAGGUGAUGCAGUUUGGAAGAAUUGAUGGCAAUGCUUACAUUUUGGACUUUCAGUAUCCAUUUUCUGCAGUGCAAGCCUUUGCUGUUGCUCUGGCUAAUGUGACUCAACGCCUCAAAUGAACAAGCAGAGACUGGAGAGUGGAAAAUGUUAACAAAACCUUCUCAUAAAGUCCAAACCGGAAAAUGUUAGGGCAGCCUGCUUUAGGUGCGCAGAGGUGCCUGGGAACGAAGAAGGCAGUAAAACUGGAAAAGUCUCUUGGUGCCCAAAACAAGGGCAUUAACUCUAAUCAGUCAUGGGGUGGAGGGUGGGGGGAAUAUUUUCUGUUUUGUUUGUUCAUUCUUAUUUUCUUUCUUUUUUUUUUAUGUUGUAUUGGGUUUCAGAAAGAGUGAAGGGUUGAGAGCCAUUCAGUGUUAUAUGGAGAAGUGUGGCUUUUGGCUUGUUGUGGUGAUUCUGCUGUGUUUGCUACAAUAGCUCAUGUAAGCUCAUAGGGGGAUUAAAAAGACUGCUCUUUUUUAUAGACUGCCUUAUAUCAUGCUGUUCUUUUUAAAACAGGGAACAUAACUUUUUUUCUGGUCCGGUUUGUACUACUACCACUACUACUGCUACUACUAUUACUACUACUACAUCAUUGAUAGCAGCAAAAAAAAAGAAAAAAAAAAAAGAAGCUAUAAUACUUGAAGACACAUGUUUCUUCUCUGAUCUCUGAUAAUAACUGAGCACCACAGGUACCAAGGAGGCUUAUGUAGGUCAAUGUUAAAUUUAUAAAUAAUGAUGUAUUAUUCAGAGCAUAAGCAAAACUGUUACCAUUGGGUGAUUUCAAAACCCACUGUAUCAAAGAAGUUGAUGUCUGCUUGUUUUGUGUGCUGUUAUUGGGGAUAAACAUGUUUUAGUAGGUGACAGAAAAUAGGGAAAGAAAGACUCGUGGGCCUUACUUCUUUGCUCGUAUUGAUCAGCAGUACUUUUUGAUUUGGACUAUAGUUGGGUGAGGUAUGUUGUGAUCAGGUGUACCUCACAGGCCAGGCCAAUACACCUUCCUCUUUUAAACGUGUUUACAUUUUUGAAACAACAGGGCCUAGUGUGUUCAGUCUUCUUAGGAAUCAAUAGGAAUCAAGUUCCACAACAUUAUAUCAGUGCUUGAAUGGGGAAGGAGACAAGAGUAUAGCAGGUCAUUACAAGAAGCAGUUUCGCAUCAUGACUGACUGGGAGAAAAACUGAGUUAAAAGAAGAAGGAAAAAACAAACAGAAUCAUCAUUUUUAUCACCUUGCUACUUGAGUACUCUAUUUGUGAUUGUAAUUUGAGAAUAUAACACUCCAGAUAAGAGUGGGAAGCCAAAGUUUAAAUGGGGGAGGACUUUUUUAACAGUAGCAUGACUGUUUCUGUCUGCAGAUUUUUCUAGUAGACAUCCUGACCUCUUGAGCAUUUCAGAAGGGUUGCUUGUAUAGAAGAGUGUUUACGUUGUCCAUUUAAUGUGCACAUAUUUAUUUGCUUUCUCUCUUCUUGCCUGCAUUUUGCUGUAAAAUAUGUUUUAAUAUGGAAGUAGUUUCCCCAGUAAUAUACAAAAACCUUAAUUUUUCAUGUUGCUAUUUGGACAUCAGAUUACAAAAUAUAAUUGCAGAUUUCCUUCAGAAAUUACUCCUUUGAAGUGCUAGCACACUGUUGAUAAGGAAAUGAUGGUUGAGGUAUCAGUGGCUGCUUUGCCUUUGCUUUUCAUCCACAGUUUAACUUUUUACUAGAAAAAAACUUCUAUAACUUAAAAUAGAUAGGUAUGAUUUUCUACCCUUUUUUUUUUUAAUCGUAACAGUAAGGCAAAUGUGUUGCAAUUGAUUCGUUCUAGAGGAACACAUCACAUACAACAGGACCCGCUGUAGUAGAGGUUACCAAAAGGUAGUGUGCUAAUAACUUCUGCCUCACCUGAAAGCUGUACAGUGCAGAGGGAAUAAUGCUCGUCAGAGAGGAGUUUCAAGGAGUUACCAAGAGGGAUGAUGAGGCAGGUUGUCUACAGGCAACUUCCAGCAAUGUGAGUCCAGAAAGAACCAUCUGCAAGAUGGUUUCUUUGGAGAAUGGGAGUAAAGGCAGGAAGGAAGGAGGGCAGGAGGUAGAUGGUAGAAUGCCUCUAUUAUCCCACUUCAGCAGCUUCUGGUCGUAUGUGGAAGUGGUCAGGCACCGCAUCCCCCCUUGGCAUUUAACAGAUUACUGUUUGCUUUUGUUAAUUAAUUUUGUUGAAUUUCUUCAGUUAUUUGAGCCCAUUUGUGUUCCUUCUCACACGUCUAUUCAGUAGUUUAUGACUGACUUUAUACUGUGUGGGGGACAAAGGAUCUCAAAUGGAUUUGGUCCUGUUCUCUUUAAAAUGAAUAGGAAUUUCUGCCUUUGAUUCGUGUAGAAGAAGCAGUAUUGAGCCCUUUGUCUAUACGGAGUUAUGUGCUAUGCAGAACAGUAAGUUGAAUUCUUAUUCCACUGAUUUCAACACCCAUGGAGGAAAUUUGCUUGAUUAGAGUCCUUCCCUGCCUAAAGGUCCAUGCUGACCAGUUGUACCCUGGUCAGAGUAUAACAGGCAUAUACUGAACACCAUAAGACCAGAAACGUAUUGUGGAUUUGUUUCUUUCUGAAACAAGGGCCAUUCGGAUAUUAGAAACCUUCAGCAGGAAGGAACACAUUGCCUGUAGUUUUAAGCCAAAAAUCGCUAUUUCAUGAAACAGGGUCCUCUACAUGUAUGUUUUUCUGAACUAAUGCAAAUAGAAGGACUUUGAUGUGCAGGUUUUUUAACCUUCCAGGGAACAGUGUACCUCUUCAAUCGGUUCAUAACCAAAUUUUUCCAUUUAUCAGCAGUUUUAUGCUAAUGUAGGAGAACCACAAAAUGAAACUGGAUAUAACAAAUAGCAGAAUUAAUAAUUUGGUUUCAUUGGCCUGGGUCAUGAUUGCAUUGUUCUGGUGGUGUUUACAAGGAACCCUGGUGUAGGGUCUCUGCCCCAAGAAAACGCAAGUGAUAAGUAUCAUAAAUAAAUGUCAUUUUCAACAUCCUUCUCAUUUACUUGUCAGGAAAUAUUAUGGGUAAAAUAUUCUAUUUGGAAAUAUAUUGACAGAGUCCCUUUACUUGAAGAUUUUAGUGACAUAGAGAAUAUCCAGUAUUAGAGGUUACUUUAAUCUCAAAUAUGUAGAAUUGUAAUGAAAGUAGUGGGAAUUAUGUCGAUGACUGAGAGUGGAACUGGAUCCUAAAUUAUACAAAAGUGAGUGACAGUUCUUUUAUUUUUGAUUGAGAUAAAAUAUGAGAAAAAACUUUUAAAGCCCUCCCCAAAGUAGUAUCACUUAAAUCCUAAAAAUUACUGUUGCGUUCAGCCAAAACAAAAAUCUUACAUUUUAUAGUUAAGUAGAAAAACACAAGUUUUCUGUAGAUAGAUAACUGAGUUCUUCUAGGAAGAAUGUAGCAGAGUGUUCAGAAAUAUAUAAUUCUUUAUAUACAGUAAUUUCCAAUAGUUAAAUUUGAGUUUCCAAAGCUUUUUUUUUUAUUUUUCAGUUGUGCAAUAAUUGUGACAGUCUAGGGGUUUUAUGGGUUUUUUGUUGUUUGUUUUUUGAGGGAGUUUUGAGUGAUUUUUUAAAAUAUAAUUUAAUGCAGAUUUCCUGUUGAUGUCCAAGAGACAAAUUAUUUAUCUUGCUUAAUGUAAUAAGUGACUUAGGGAUUAUUUUAUUACUAUGUGUCAGUGACUUAAACACACUUUCUUAUUUAUAUUUAAAGAGCAUCUUUGUAAGCAAUUGUUUCUAGCAGUAUGUUUUGCUGCAAGAACUUAAGAAUGCAUAUAGAAAGACUUGUUUUUUGCUGGAUAGUAUGCAGAAUUUCAUAAUGCAGGCAGUCAAAAAUACUGGCCGCUGAAAGCAGUGAGUUUGCUAUGGAGGAUUGUGUAGAUUACAGAGAGUGUAGAUGACCUCUUUGGGACCUGCAGAAAUCUGUCUUUCCUUACUCUGUAUUUUCCUCCUGUGUUUCUAGCUAUAUAUUUCAGUUGGAGGCGGUUUUAAAAAUACAAAGCUUGAUUUGCUUUCCCUCUUUUUCAAGUGUGUUCUCUUGAGAUAGGAAAGAGAGUAUACGAUAGACUCAGUUUGUAAGAAGCUCAUUGUAUAAUUUUGUAGGGCAUUUAGUAAUGGCAAGAUGCAAUGUUAGAGAUACCCAAACCAGCUUGGGAUGAGCUAGCUGAGGCCCUAGGAACUGUAGAUAGCUGUAGAUGCCCUGUGCUCUGCUCAGACACACCUUUCUCAGCGAGGCUCAGCUGGUUCUGACAACAACGCUUCUGAUACCCGAGCUAGCGCUGCGCAGAGCUGUGUGGCUACGCCCCGACAUUGCUUGCAGCAGCUUAGUCACUUUGAGGUCUUCCGUCAGAGACCUGGUGGAGCACUUCGCCGCCGUUGCUUCUGGUCCUGCUCUAUGAGUGGCAGGCAGUUGCUGUAAGGUUUGGCUGUGACAGCUCCAGUGCCAACUGGUGUCCAUCAUGGCUGUUUGCAGGCAGAAUCUGCUCCACUGAAAUUGUGGAAGGACCCAGAGGAGAACCUGAUCAAUUUGAAAAUAUGUCUGGUAUCCUCAAAAUACAGCUCCUAAGGGAGUCUAGAAAUUGAUACUUCAAGCCUUGUGUAAAGUGGACUAUGCAUAGAGUGGUGAAUUUUAUCUUGGGACAGCAGAAUUGUUCAGUAGGAAUAUCAUGUUUCUGCAAUGUUAGAAGAAACUAUAGGAGGGUGGAGGCUCAAAGAGGGGGUGGAAGAGGGAAAAGAGAAUUGCCACGUUAAGAAUUUUGCACUCAGUUCUAGAUGUAGCAGUAACAUGCCAUGACCAGCCUGAGUAUCAGUUUUAUGAUAGUAGAUCUGCACACAAGCUCAUCUCAGUUACACUUUCUGCGAUACAAAAGCAGUAAAAUAGUUCCAUAUUUCUCCAGUUUUUUUCUAUGUUUUUAUGAAGAUGUAUAAAGGUAUCAGACAAAGGUAUCCAAUUUUGUUGAAGCCUUCAGUCUGGACUCUCCGUAGGUCCAGACUUCCCUUAAAGUGUCUUUAGUGUCCUCUCAGAAAUUUCCAGAAAGCUCCAAUUUGUGAGCUUGCCUGGUCAUUGCCUCAGACAACUUCUAUGUGUUUGUUUUUUGCAGCCUCAUACGAGUGAUCCUAUGUUAUCCUGGGGCCCUCUUGUCUGUCAGCAACAGUUUAAAUCCUCACCUGAAGGAAGGAACAUGUACUAAAGCUGAUUUGAUUGAAAAGAGAAAGAGAGACUAAGUUUUUUACUAGUUUUUAAAAAUGUGUUUGCCAGAGCAACAGUUAGUAGCACUGUUUGGAAAUGGCACAUUUCUGCAGAGCCCAGAUCACUCCGGACAAGCAAACCUAUCAUGUAGAUCAGUCACAGACAAGUCAUUGUGUGGCAUGCUGGCAAAGGGCCAAGUUCCAGCCUCGUCAUAUGGUUGCAUCAAGAUAUCUGAGAGAAUAGAAUCUGACCCAAAAUACGCCUUCCCCUUACUGUAUGAUUUUAAAGUAAGAAUGAUUUGAAUGACUCCUGCCACCCACAUAAGAAAACUUAAAAGCAUUAGCCUAAAACUAUUUUGACAGUUCCUGCCUCUCCCCACCCCCUAAGAAUGCUAGAAGUAAAAUCCUGGACACAAGUUAGUCAUUCAAAAUUUUGCCAUUUUCCCCAUUUCUAGGAUUCCAUUACAGGAGAGCAAGUAUUUAUGUUAUUUGAGGUUAAUACCAUGAUUUUUUCCGAUGUAAGAGAUAAAAUACUAUUAUACCGUUGAAAAAAAAAAAAAUACUGGCAGAUGGAUUUUUCUGCUUUGUAGUCCCUUCGCCUCCAAGACAAGCACAAUCCUCCAUCAGCAAAUACCGAUUUAGAAUCUUACUAAUUUAAGUAGUCUGCAGGAAUGCACUGCAGGCCCUCUUGCAGGAUUGGAACUUACAUGCAUCAUUCUGGAAAGAGUAAAGUUAAUUACCAUUUAUGAACAAUGGUCUAAAUGAAUGAUUUGAUUAUCAUAUAUAUUUAAUUUUCUUCCAGAAAUCCUGCAGAGAAGUGUUAAGAUUAAAAGACUCUAAGCUUUACAUGUUGCCUGUGAUCUCUGAAGAUGUAUCAAGAGAAAAUUUCUUUGGGCUGUUUGUUUUUUGCUGUAUUUAGAAAUAAGAUUUUUAAGACAAAAGCAAUUAACCAAAUAAAGAGAACAGAGGAUUCAGUGAAGCAAUUCUUCUUAGGAAAAUUAAACCCCACAUUUUUCAACUUCUGCUGUUGCAAAUGGACCCAUAAUGAGAAAUUGCUGCUCCAGGGUGAAAUGAUUGUUAUGGAGCACUCUGCAGUACACAGGUUUGCGGAUACAGAAUUGAUUGCGGGAUCAAAACAGCCUGACUGUGUAAGAUUAAAAAAUAAAUGAAAGCACCAAAUACUUACCUAUCCAGAGUGUGCAAUGAAAAGAUUGUAUGGUAUAAUAUUAAAGCCUGCCUCUUUGAUCCUAAUUCUUGCUCUCCAAUUUACAUUACUAUAAAUUUAAAAAUAAAAUCUGCUGCAGCAGUUCUGAAUCCUGAUAAAUGUUUUCUAUUUGUGGGAUGUCUAUCUUAGUGGCCAAGUAGAUGGUUGGUUCUGAUAAUAUGGAUUAAAAUUAAAAUAAUAAUAAAAGCAAAACAUUUUAACAGUGUGCAUACAUCUGAGUUUCUAGUAUUUCAUGAGAAUCUUUCUCAGCUUGUAAUUCCCACCUAUGUUGUUCCACCUGUUUGUUCAGAACUUUAUAAUUUUCCUUCAGUUCUUUUGUUUGUUUGAUAUAUGUUUUGCCUUUAGGUUUUUUUUCUUUCCCACAAUUUCUGCAUUUUUUUCUCUUCCCUUUUCCUUUUUGUGUUGUGUGUGUUUGGGGGAGGGUAUGUGUGUUUAAGAUCUUGUUGUUUAUUGUGGAUAAAAUAUAUAGUGUUGUGGAAUAGCAUGGAGAUGCAUUUGAUUGAAAAGGCACUGUAGUGUUUCCUGAAAAAGUAGGGGAGUUGCAUUUGUUUAUAAAUGCAUUAUUUAGGUACUAUAACUAUGAACAUGAUUUUGGAUUUGUUUUUAUUUUAUUUUAUUUAGUGAGCAUGUAGUCAUGCAGGUGCGUGCAUUCUUAAGCUAGCAAGCCCAGCAUGGGGUUUUUUUAAGCCUUUUGAAAACUUGGUAGACCAUUUGUGUACUUUUACACAACUACACUGUUUUUUAAAUAUAUUUUGGGGAAUCUCACUUUCUUCUCUCUCUCUCUUUUUUUUUUUCUCCUCAAUAUACCAUCCAGAACCUAGUUUCCAUUGUACUUAAAAACUUACCCUGUUCUGCCUCUCCUUUUAUGUAUCUUGUGUAAUAGAUUUUGCAGGAGGUGCCUAGAAAGCAUUGUUGGUUUCCCUAUAAUAAUGUGGUUUGUCCAGAUUCUUUACUGUCUACAUGAUUGAGAGAUGGACUGAUUGCCCUAUUUUUCCUUGAUGAUUUGGAAUUGUAAGAAUUGUCCAGCUGUUGCUUAAUAAAAUUUUGCAGACUAGAAAA